AUGGCCUACGACGAUCCUAAGAAGAGUUCGCGUUCGUUAGAUGAUAUUCCUUGCUUUCCCAAGAACUACAUCUUGGGCAGUUACCCGGUGAUGCACUCAAAGCUGUUGGACGGCAUUAUCCUUGCCAUCACUGCUACCUCAGUGGACUCACGCGGGUCUCCAGUCCCUCGCCCCUUUCCAGGUACUGCCUGUAGCCAUAGCGACAAGGCCAAAGACGGCUUUCCAGGUAUCAACAUCACUCUCUCCCUCGAUGGCUCGCUCUAUGGCCAAGCAGUAUUCCCUGUAGGACGUCUAUAG
Nannizzia gypsea CBS 118893 is the source of this 297-nucleotide messenger RNA. RefSeq lists its product as hypothetical. Bases 1 to 297 code for a protein of 98 amino acids. The record is from RefSeq and is a predicted model, not a curated record. The transcript is spliced from 4 exons. Lineage: Eukaryota; Fungi; Ascomycota; Eurotiomycetes; Onygenales; Arthrodermataceae.